UGGGAAGGCUCAGUUUAUUUGACUUUCCCUUCUCAUUUACGGACCUUUGACAGCUCCCAGGACUGCUAUGACGUCUCGCAGGUGGUUCCACCCCAACAUCACUGGGAUUGAGGCAGAACACCUCCUCCUGACGAGAGGGGUCCAUGGCAGUUUCCUCGCCAGACCAAGCAAGAGUAACCCUGGAGACUUCACUCUUUCUGUCAGGCGGAAUGAUGAGGUCACCCACAUUAAGAUACAGAACUCAGGGGACUACUAUGAUCUGUAUGGGGGGGAGAAAUUUGCCACUCUGGCUGAGCUGGUUCAGUACUAUACAGAGCAGCAUGACCUGCUACGAGAGAGAAACGGUGAUGUCAUCGAGCUCAAGUACCCACUCAACUGCAAGGACCCAACUUCUGAGAGGUGGUACCAUGGGCAUCUCUCUGGGCGUGAUGCUGAAAAACUCCUCACAGAAAAGGGCAAGUCUGGGAGCUUCUUAGUGAGAGAGAGCCAGAGCAAGCCUGGUGACUUUGUGCUGUCCGUCCUAACCAACGAAGAGAAGCAUGAAAACGUGGACCGCAAGACCAAAGUCACCCACGUCAUGAUCCGUUAUCAGGAUGGGAAAUAUGACGUAGGUGGCGGGGAAAGAUUUGACACCCUGGCAGACUUAGUAGAGCAUUACAAAAAGAACCCAAUGGUGGAAAAGAGUGGAAUUGUAGUGCACCUCAAACAGCCUUUCAAUGCUACAAGGAUAAAUGCAGCCAACAUUGAGAAUAGAGUGCGGGAGCUAAACAAAGUUGCAGACAAUUCUGAGAAACCCAAACAAGGAUUCUGGGAAGAAUUUGAGGUGUUGCAGCAGCAAGAAUGCAAACUCCUUUACCCUAGGAAAGAGGGUCAGCGACCAGAGAAUAAGAGCAAGAACAGAUACAAGAACAUUUUACCCUUUGACACCACUCGUGUGGAGAUACGGGAAGCAGACCCGGAUGUGCCUGGCUCAGACUACAUCAAUGCCAACUAUAUAAGAAGCAUGCAUGAAGAAGGUCGUCAUGGUGAUGAGGGAAAAGUGUUCAUUGCUACCCAGGGCUGCCUCCAGAACACUGUGAUAGACUUCUGGAAAAUGGUCUACCAGGAAAACACUCAUGUCAUCGUCAUGACAACCAAGGAGAUGGAAAGAGGGCGGAAUAAGUGUGUGCGAUACUGGCCAGACCUUCACUCAACAAAGGAGUUUGGAAAAGUGAGCGUGAAGAACAUCGAGGAGCACACGGCCCAAGACUAUAUCUUACGAGAGCUUGAGGUCACACGCACGGACAGGAGGGAACCUCCCAGAUAUAUUUGGCACUACCAGUACCUGAGUUGGCCCGACCAUGGUGUACCUAAUGAGCCAGGGGGUGUGCUGAGCUUUCUGGAGCAGGUCAACCGAACCCAGAGUGCCAUUCCAGAUACCGGACCUAUAGUGGUCCACUGCAGUGCAGGGAUUGGAAGAACUGGUACCAUUAUUGUGAUUGACAUUCUAAUUGACAUCAUAAACAGACAAGGUUUGGACUGUGACAUUGAUAUCCCAAAGACCAUUCAGAGAGUUCGACAGCAGAGGUCAGGCAUGGUCCAGACUGAAGCACAGUAUAAGUUCAUCUACAUGGCUGUCCAACAGUACAUUGACACGGCCCAGAAAAGGCUAGAGGAAGAACAGAGGAAUAAGACGAAGGAGAGAGAGUACUCCAAUAUCAAAUACCCUCAGAUGACCAAUGCUAGGGCCAAGUCCAACAUGUCCUCACGCUCUUCAUCUGUGAUGAAUGAGGACUCUUCCGGUGUGUAUGAGAACUUAAACAUCAAAAACCCAAAGGGGCCCGUCAGCAGUAACACUAGGAGAUAAGCCAUGUGGGCUACCUCUCCUUUCUGCCUCUCUCCCAAGUGCUGUUUCUAAGCACUUGACUUUGGGAAACUCUGAAACUUGGCACCAAAUGGACUCCCUGUAUGUUGGUGGUGCCAGAGCUGAAGCCAGCACUGUUCUGCUUGCAGGCUGGAGUUGCCCUCCCUCCCCUCCACAGAGAGGAAGACAGCUUUGCAUCCCAUGGCCCUGUUCCUUCUACCCACUCCCUGACUAACUGCCCAUGUGUCUCCAGCCUUCUGAGGCUCGCGUUUUGAAAAUGAAGUGCCUGACCUCCAGCAGAGGCUGUUCCAUCGUCCUUUUCUGCAUCAAGCACAAGCAACCCCACUGGAGAAAAUGUUCUGUACUUUUCUCUCCAGUUUAAUCAGUCUACAUACACACACACACUAACACACACACACACACACACACACACACUAUUCAUACAUUCAUUGAAUGCACUGAAUAUAAUGCAACACCUCACAAAUUCAGUGUUAAAGUUGAGUGGAGCAAAGCUCUCUCUCUCCUCUUCAUUUCUUUCUGUCUGCUGCCAGACCUUGCUUUGUGCAUUGGAUGUCAUCUACUGUAACCAAAGACCUUUGAUAUGCUGAAGGCUAUCUUACUAGCAGUAGUUAUUAGUUUUUUGUUGAGUGAUGAAUGAGCCACAGCGAAGCAAUUUGCUACACCAGACGGCAUUUUCACUCAAGUGUACACAUACAGAACGCUCCUGUCUUCAACAAGCUCCUCCUUUUUGAAGUGAUAUUUUUGUUGUAUUUUGCUUGCUUGAGGCAUAAUUGCUAUUACCUUAUGGUCCUAAAUGUGGCAGAUGGAUAUUUUUUUUUUUUUUAACGGGGAAGCUAAAGAGAAGAAAAUAUAAAUGGAUGCAUUUGGUACAGUGCAGUGUUAAUCUUACGUGCCAACAAGCACCUUGUACUUUAUGUUCCUCUCAAUGCUUUUUAUUUUGUUUGAGGAGCUUCAGCUAAACAGAGUCAGGCUCUUCAAGGUGCUCUUUUUCAGGAUCCUCUGUCAUGAUCCUCAGUCACCUGUAUCUAACACUGUAGAACUGAGAGGGGUGUUGGAUUGCAGUAAGAAGUGGGUCUCUGAGUCCUGUCAGGGCUAUUUUCACUUAGCCUCUGGUUCUCAGUCUCCCCUGUAAAAAUUAUAGUCAGGCCUUUGGCAUAAGAUAAGUCAUAGGAUUGUUGAUUUAUAUUUAAAUAUUGCUCUCAUUUGUAUCUAUGAUUCCUUUUGGACAUGUUUUUGUGAUUUUGUGAAUGUGAUUGUCUGAAAUAUAGCACAAAUACAGGUUUUUGCUGUUGGAGGAUUUUAGCUCUGGUUGACAAGAUGUCUGUGGUUUUAUCAAGCAUUUCCAUGUGUUCCUCAAAAGAAGAACCUAAAACCGCUCCAUGGUAAGACUGAUGCACUGUUGUAGUAUGUGCACUGUGGUGUGAAAAUCAAUAACCAAUAUCUAAUGUCAUUUAAGGAUAGUCCUACACAACAAUUGCAGGUUCAGAGGGUUCAGGAAGUCUUUAAGUGAUAUCUCUCCAUUAGAAAGUUAAAUAUGUGGUUGAAAUUGUGCAAAACGCAGAGGGCAAAUCAGGAUGCUGGCCUGUGCAUUGACGUGUAUGGCCUUCUCUGAAGUCUUUAGCAAAACAGCACCAGAGCAGAUGGCCCGAGCUCAAGAUUAAAGAAUAGAUUUGUCUGGGAGUAAAAAAGUAAUUUGAAAGAUGCCUGUAAUCCAGACAUGACUGUGAUUGGCUUAAGCCAGUGUUAGCAGUGAUGUCAGGAGAAAAGAGAUCGUAGAGGGCUGCAUGUGAAGGAUUGUUCAGCCUGUGCAGUAUUUACACUGGUCAGCAUUAAAUGAAGUUCAGUACAGGUUACACUGAUCCAGUGGUUGAGUAGCAGGGUGAUAUGAAAUGACUGGUGGUGUUCUGGGACAGUAUGGAAACACUGUGGAAGAUUUCUGUGGAAGAGGGAUGGCUUGUUUCCUUUAUUGCAUGUCAUGCAGAAGCAUUGCAUGUCCACCCCUAAGAUUUAACUGAACAACUGAGAACUGUGCUUGGAAUGAUAUCUCCCAACAAAACACUGUCCUGUGCUACUAACAACCGAACAUUGAAAAAACUCUUUGAAAGGAUUUCCCGGUAUCCAGCAUCCACUGAAUUCAAUUUAUAGUUUUUAUUUAUUCUGUCUAGCGUCUGACUUGCUGUUUGGGCUGCUCAGCUGAUCUUGAUGAUUGAUGCAUUUCACUUUGCCUCUGGGAUAAAGGGUUGAGCUGUUGAGACUUCAAUACUUGAAAUUCUGUGUGAACUGCUGAAUCCAUACUGCAGAUUAUUAUCUGCAGCUAUCAGAAUGUCCAUUGGCUGUUGAAGAGCGCCAUACAUUGUCUUUUUGUUCUUUUCUCUUGGUGUUGUAUUUUACAUAAUCGAAUUUUUGUCUUUUGAUGAGUUGUUUUAAAUUGUACCUUUCAAUUGUACAUUGAUAGACUUGUUCAAUUAUCAAUUUUGU
Molecule: messenger RNA, 4342 nt
Organism: Chanos chanos (milkfish)
Lineage: Eukaryota; Metazoa; Chordata; Actinopteri; Gonorynchiformes; Chanidae
Gene: ptpn11b
Product: protein tyrosine phosphatase non-receptor type 11b
Exons: 16
Coding region: 68-1846 (592 amino acids)
Biological process (GO): positive regulation of ERK1 and ERK2 cascade; protein dephosphorylation
Cellular component (GO): cytoplasm
Molecular function (GO): cell adhesion molecule binding; receptor tyrosine kinase binding; non-membrane spanning protein tyrosine phosphatase activity
Source: RefSeq, a predicted model, not a curated record